Boeremia exigua is the source of this 3578-nucleotide messenger RNA. RefSeq names its product Six-hairpin glycosidase-like protein. The transcript has 7 exons. Gene Ontology annotation, biological process: oligosaccharide metabolic process; protein N-linked glycosylation. Gene Ontology annotation, molecular function: Glc3Man9GlcNAc2 oligosaccharide glucosidase activity. Gene Ontology annotation, cellular component: endoplasmic reticulum membrane. NCBI's taxonomy places the organism in Eukaryota, Fungi, Ascomycota, Dothideomycetes, Pleosporales, Didymellaceae. The record is from RefSeq and is a predicted model, not a curated record. Bases 288 to 3461 code for a protein of 1057 amino acids.
CAAGAAGCAGACCUCCGCGCCAUUGCCGAAUUCUCUUGCUCGUGUUGUUGACUUGCCUCCCUCCAAAACUCUGUCUCGAGCAGCGAGAGCACUCUCUACACCACCCACACCAUCCUUGGCUCGCAUUGUCCUAUUAUUUGUGUUUCUAUUAUCUUGCCUGGCUGCAUAAUCGAUUGUCCGAUUCCCUGCGUACCCACAUCGACACCGCCUAUCGCGCCGAGCCGCACACAUCAUUCAUUGCCCGUUAACUUCGUAGCCUUUACACACCACCCAGGCAUAUAUUCACUAUGGUUCUCAUCGAGAAUCAGCAGUACCUCUGUGAGGAGGAGAAGCGCCUCAAGGAGGACCGUGAGCGCACUGCUUACUGGAAGCGAUGGGGGCCCUAUGUUGCCGAAAGGCAGUGGGCUACAGUCCGUGAAGACUACUCGCACGAUGGAGACGCUUGGAGCCAUUUCACGCACGAUAUGGCACGAUCCCGUGCUUUUCGCUGGGGUGAGGACGGUAUUGCUGGUGUUUCUGAUUCACACGGCUUACAGAACAUCACCUUUGCUUUCUGGAACGGAGAGGACGAAUUCCUGAAGGAGCGCCUAUUCGGUCUCUCGAACCCUCAGGGUAACCACGGCGAGUCGCUCAAGGAGGCUCAUUUCCACCUGGACAACACACCAACACACUCGUACAUGAAGUACCUCUACAAGCUGCCCCAACGCAAGUUCCCGUACGAAGACCUCAUCAAAGAGAACGCGAAGCGCAACAGGCUCGAGAACGAGUACAACAUCGUCGACUCCGGCAUCUUUGAUGACGACCGAUACUUCGACAUCUUCAUCGAGACCGCAAAGGAGGCAGACAACCCUGAUGAGCUGUUGUUCCGAGUCACCGCAUACAACCGCGGUCCAGACGCCGCACCACUCCACAUUAUACCUCAUGUCUUCUUCAGGAACACCUGGGCUUGGGGACACGAAGACAUUAGCAAGAAGCCGUCGAUACAGAAGGUUGGCCCAGCAACCGCUCAGACGACCCACCACAAGCUCGGAGAUCGUUUCUUUCAGCUCUCACCUUCCCCUGGUGUCGGAUCAAGUGGCGACGACGUGCAGCCUGAGCUACUUUUUACCGACAAUGAUACCAACUACAAGAAGCUGUGGAAGGUUGAGAACAAGACAAAGUAUGUCAAGGACGGCAUUCACGAGCGAAUUGUGAACGAGAACCUUGACGCUGUGAACCCCGACAACACUGGUACCAAGUGUGCCGCCUGGUACGCCUUCGACGAGGAAGAGGGCGUUCCCUCUGGCGAGUGCGCUGUCGUGCGUUUCAGGUUAUCUAUGAGGAAUGACGGCUUCCUCGACGAGGAGCUUUUCGACGACAUCAUGGAGCAGCGACGCGCUGAAGCUGAUGAGUUCUACUACCGCAUCAGCCCUUUGCCUAUGGCCGAUGAUCUGCGCAACAUCCAGCGCCAGGCCUUCUCUGGUAUGAUGUGGUGUAAGCAGUACUACCACUUUGUCUGGGACCAAUGGGCGAACGGCGACCCCAAUAUGCCUCCGCCACCUCCAGAUCGAAAGGCGAUUCGAAACAAGGAAUGGAAACACAUGUAUCUGGACGACAUCCUCUCGAUGCCGGACUCGUGGGAAUACCCCUUCUUUGCUGCAUGGGAUAGUGCGUUCCACUGCAUUCCACUCGCCAUGAUCGAUCCCGACUUCGCGAAGAAGCAAUUGGACCUGUUCACCCGUGAAUGGUACAUGCAUCCCAACGGCCAGCUGCCGGCCUACGAAUGGAACUUUGGCGACGUCAACCCUCCCGUGCACGCUUGGGCGCUUUUCCGAACAUUCAAGAUUGAACGCAAGAUGUAUGGUCGUGAGGACUUUGACUGUCUCGAGCGUGUCUUCCAGAAGCUGCUGCUCAACUUCACAUGGUGGGUCAACCGCAAAGAUGCUGACGGCAAGAAUAUCUUCGAGGGCGGUUUCCUAGGACUGGACAACAUUGGCAUUUUCAACCGAUCCGAUCCCCUGCCGACUGGUGGUGUUCUGGAGCAAGCCGACAGCACUGGCUGGAUGGGUUUCUACUGUCUGAACAUGCUGAAUAUCUGUCUGGAACUUGCCAAGCGUCGUCGUAUCUACGAAGACAUGGCAUCGAAGUUCUUUGAGCACUUCAUCAUGAUCAGCGACGCCAUGCAGUACCGCACAGGCGGUGAGUCAAAGCCUUUGUGGAACGAAGAGGAUGGAUUCUACUACGACGCGAUUUCUUGGGGAGGCCCCUGGAGCCAGCAGAUGCCUGUCCGCUCUCUUGUUGGUCUUAUCCCUCUUUACGCCACCCUGACCUUGGAGCCGGAAGUCAUCAACAGGCUGCCCAACUUCAAGAAGCGAGUGGAGUGGUUCAUUCACAACCGCCCGGAGACCGCUCAGCGCAACAUCGCGUCGAUAAAGAAGCGUGGUCAGGGAGAUCGCAUGCUCUUAUCCCUUGUAAGCGAGGACCGCCUCAAGCGCAUCAUGCAGCGCAUGCUUGAUGAAGAUGAGUUUUUCGCUGAUCACGGUAUUCGAUCGCUGUCAAAAUACCACAAGGAUCACCCGUAUUCCAUGGAUGUCAAUGGUCAACGCUACCAAGUCAGCUACCUCUCUGGCGACUCCGACAGUGGCCUUUUCGGUGGCAACAGCAAUUGGCGUGGACCUAUCUGGCUGGCAGUCAACUUCCUCUUGAUCGAAUCUUGCCAGCGAUUCCACCUGUACUACGGCAGCAACCUGAAGGUUGAAUGCCCUGUGGGCUCUGGCGAUUUCAUGCAUCUUGGCCAUGUUGCCGAGGAAAUUCAGCAUCGUCUUCAGCAUUUGUUUGCACGUGGCGAUGACGGUAGAAGGGCCAUCAACGAUGGCAAUCAGAUGCUAGAUUAUGACCCGAACUGGAAGGACUACAUGUGGUUCCAUGAGUUCUUCGACGGCGACAGUGGACGGGGCUUGGGAGCGAGUCAUCAGUGUGGCUGGACCGGCUUGAUCGCGAAGAUGAUCCACGAUACUGGCAUGACAUGUCGACUCCCACAAACCCCACGCACACCGACUGCUGCUGCGGCGCACUAUUUCGAUGAUGUACUUAGCAGUGGACCUCGUCGACCAAAGAAGCCAUCUACCCUCCGCAGGUCUUCGACGACCCGUAGCAUUGGGUUCCGCAGCGACUACGAGACUAGUAUCAACGGCGAUGAAGAGGACCCGGCCAGCCCGGCUAGGCGGAAGAAUUCAGUCGGUUACCUCGACGAGGACGCCAUCAAAGCCAAGAAAGAGAUUCAGGACAGGUUUAACCAUUAUGUCAGCGGUAAGCUCGAGCGUGUCAGGACCGGCGUGCAAGACUACGAACCAGACGAGUUCGAAACAUGCGUAGAUGGCACAGACGAGCGACCGAGACGCAGGCAAGGGUCCAAGGCCAAGUCCAACGACCACAAGGAGCGCCAGGACUACUUCGAGCAAGACGAGUACUUCAGCAAAUGAUUGCGCUAAUUGCGGGCAUGGCGUUGUUUUGUGAAGCUGCACCAGUUGUAAAUAGCAGCACUUUGUAUAUCCCUAAGAUCCUAGGAUAGAGGUUUCGAAUACCCACAGACUUUCUCA